AUGCCUCGGGGCCGGAAGAGCAAGUGCCAUGCCCGCGAGAAACGCAGUCAGGCCCGGAGUGAGGCUCAGCAUCUCCAAGAUGCUCAGGCCCCUGCAGGAGAGGAAGAAGAGUCUCUCUCCUCCCCCACCUCUCCUCUUGGUGGUGCCAAGAGCCAAGAUGAAGAAAAACCAAGCACCUCUCAGGCAUCACUCAGCACUGAUUUUUCCUGCAGAACCGCUGUAGACCAGACGGCAGUUCUGUUGGUGCAAUUCCUGCUGUGCAAGUAUAACAUGAGAGAGCCCAUUACAAAGGAGGGUAUGCUGAAGCAUGUCAUCAGAAAGUACAAGGAGCAGUUCCAUGAGAUCCUCAGGAGAGCCUCUGAGCUGAUGGUGCUGGCCUUUGGCAUUGAUGUGAAGGAAGUCGAUCCCACCAGGCACUGCUAUGCCCUUGUCAGCAAAUUUCAGCACACCAGUGAUGACAGGAUGAGGGGUGAGGAGAUCGUGCCCAAGACCGGCCUCCUUAUGACAGUCCUCUGUGUGAUCUUCAUGAAGGGCAACUGCGCCACUGAGGAGGAUAUCUGGGAAGUACUCAAUGUGAUGGGGAUAUAUGCUGGAAAGAAGCACUUCAUCCAUGGGGAGCCCAAGAAGCUCAUCACCAAGAUUUGGUGCAGGAAAAGGUACCUGGAGUACCGCCAGGUGCCCAACAGCGAUCCCCCGUGCUAUGAGUUCCUGUGGGGCCCGAGAGCCCAUGCUGAAACCAGCAAGACGAAAGUCCUUGAAUUCUUGGCCAAGAUUCAUGAUACGGUCCCCAGUGCCUUCCCACUCUUGUAUGAAGAGGCUUUGAGAGAUGAGGAAGAGAGAGCCCGAGCCAGAUUUGCAGCUAUGCUUCGCACUGGUACCGUGGCCAGUGUGCGUUCCGGGGCCGACUUCCAGGGCAGCUUCUCCCACCUGUAG
Molecule: messenger RNA, 933 nt
Organism: Mesoplodon densirostris (Blainville's beaked whale)
Lineage: Eukaryota; Metazoa; Chordata; Mammalia; Artiodactyla; Ziphiidae
Product: melanoma-associated antigen B10-like
Biological process (GO): negative regulation of transcription by RNA polymerase II
Cellular component (GO): nucleus
Source: RefSeq, a predicted model, not a curated record